AUGGAAAACCUAGGCAAUGAUAUCUGGUCUAAUAAUAAAGAUCUGAAUAUGGAUAUAGAAACAGCAGAGCAGCAAAGAGAAAACUACUAUGAAGAACUGAGGAAAAAAAUAAAAAACAUUUACAAGCUUUCUAAAGCUUUUGCAAAUCAGUAUAAGAAUGCGUUGAUCCCAAAAAUUGAAGAAAAGAAAGAAAUUGUGAGCCAGUCACCAAUAUCCCCAGCAAUUCAUAAUACAACUGAAGUAGUGCUAGAAGAAACUGAUGUCGGCAAAUUACUACAAUUUGUCAAGCUUAAAGUCAAAAAAGAAUAUCCAGCAUUAUUCAAUAAAGCAACCAAGGCGCUAAAAUAUGAUAUUGACAUAUCAAGACUGUCUGAAAUUUACCACAAUGAAGCUGCAUAUCAUACUUUUAUUAGUGAAUUAUCUAAUUAA
This is a messenger RNA of Blepharisma stoltei, 429 nucleotides long. NCBI's taxonomy places the organism in Eukaryota, Ciliophora, Heterotrichea, Heterotrichida, Blepharismidae. The record is from the annotation of a GenBank genome assembly.